AUGGAUUAUAUUACGGAAUUUGAGACAAAUAAAUUCUUUCUUAUUUUAUCUGCUCAUGUUGGUGAACAAAUCAUUCCUCUUAUUGAUCAAUGCUGUCAGAUCGAAUCAAUUUAUAUUUACUUAGGAAGUGAAAUGAAAUCUGUUCCAGAGACUGAGUUCUAUGGAAAAGUCUCUGGUAUUUUCGUCGAUAUUGAUUCUAUUUGUGAACAGCUGAAUAUUGACGCUCGACGAUGUUCGAAUAAUCUACUAUCGAUGUCAUCAAUUCCAUUUCCAUCUACAAGAAAACAUCAGAUCAAUGGAAAAGAUGUGUCAUUUAUGUAUUCACAAUUGGUUCGAGAUUUAUUUCUCAAUAUGGAUCUUGAAAUACCUUCAGUGCGUGACAUGAUCUUUCAUUUUUCAAUUAAAUUUGAAGGUAACAAAUGUGGAUUAGCUCUAAUUGAUGAAUUAGAUCGUGAUUACUGUUCGAUGCAAUCAAAUAUUCGGUCAGAAACUGUUUCAAAAAAUAGAUCGAUAUGGUGGUACACUCGAUGUGAUUUCGUAUACGAGGUAAUUAAUCAAGCAUUACGAAUGCAAGAUAUUGAUAUGCUUUAUAAAAUGCGAUAUUUCAUUGUUGAUAUUCAUAGACAAUUAAAAGAAUUGUAUGUAGCUCAGUCAAAAACAAAGAUAUCAUUGACUGUCUAUCGAGGUCAAGCUAUGUUAAAUGAAGAAUUUGAACAGCACAAAUCCAAUAUAAAUGGCUUACUAACAAUUAAUAAUUUUCUUUCGACAAGUACAGAUUACCUUAUAGCCAAACUUUUCGCAUCCACCAAUAAAAAUCGACCUGGCAUGCAAGCUGUUCUAUUUGAAAUUGAGCUCGAUUCAAAUAUUCACUGUCAAGAUUGUCCAUAUGCCAGUAUAGAACAAAUAAGUUAUUUUCAAACGGAAUGCGAAGUUCUCAUGUCGAUGGGAAGCAUAUUUCGCAUUAUUUCUAUGGAUAAAGAUAAUGAUGAUAUUUGGAAAAUACGUCUCAAAUUAAUCAAUAAACAAGAAGAUCACGAAUUAGAAACAAUGGCCGACAAUAUUUGGGAAAAGAUUCGAUCGUCUGAUGAUUUAUUCAGUUUAAUAAAAUUAUUACGUCUAAUGGGUGAUUUUGAAAAUGCAAAAGUAUAUAUUGAUCAAUUAUUAAAUGAAUCAUCUUUUUGGGAUGAUAUACAGAAUUUGGCUUUGCUGGUCAAUGAAGUCGGAUUAAUUUGUGAAGAAGAAGGCGAUUUUGCAACGGCAAGUGUAUAUUAUCAAAUAUUCAUGGAUAUGAAACAAAAGCGACAAUUGAUCUGUAGAAGAGAUACGAUUCUAUCGACCUUAGAACGAGCAACAUUUCAAACUAUUUCGAAAUAUAUUCAAGAUAUGAACAAUGAAAAUAAUGAAAAAUUAAUUGAAUUAAAAAAUUCUUUGAAAAAUGAAGAGAAAAGCUCUGUUCUGAAUGAGAAAAAGUUGGCCUCUUAUUGCCAACUAAUUGGCCAUAUCUAUGAGCUACAGGAAAACGACGAAGAAGCUCUUAACAUGUACCAAAAAAGUUUGAAACUGUUUGUACCUGUUAGUUCAACCGCUAUGCAAAUCUAUUCCAGUAUGGCUCUCCUAUAUGCUAAACAGAACGAUUGGUCGACAUCGAACACGUACAUAGAAAAAACAUUAAAAUAUUUAGAUUGCAAAUCCGAUAUCGAUGCAUGCGCACAGAGCUAUGAAAAAAUCGGUCUUGCAUACGAAGUUCAAGGACGAUAUGCAGAUGCUGUUCGAAUAUACGAGAAAAUCUUAUCUUUUGUUCCAGAUGAUGACAAUUAUGAUGAGAUCGUUCUCGCUAAUAUUGGUUAUAUAUACGACAAACAACAGAAUUACAUCGAUUCAUUGAAAAUCUACGAACGAUUAUUAUCUCUUCAAUUGGAUAUGCUUUAUCGUAAUCAUCACCGAUUGGCAGAUACGUAUGCGUUGAUAGCCAACUCACUCUAUGGUCAACAAAAAUAUCAAGAAGCUUAUACAAAUCUAACAAAUGCACUCAAUAUUGAUUUUAUUUCGUUGAGUGCAAAUAACCCAUGGGUAAAGAAACGUCAAGGAGAAAUCGAUUUUAUUCGACAAAAGAUAUAUGAAGCCUGA
Molecule: messenger RNA, 2127 nt
Organism: Rotaria sp. Silwood2
Lineage: Eukaryota; Metazoa; Rotifera; Eurotatoria; Philodinida; Philodinidae
Source: the annotation of a GenBank genome assembly